AGCAUGAAGAGGGCUGCAAUGGCUUCAGAUCCCGGGCUCUCCGGAUCCAAGCAGCAUGUCAUCAGGGUCACCUACCUGCUGGCAGCCCUGGACAUCUCCUGUCUGUUCAUGCAAUUUGCAGUCACCCCGUAUCUGGCGAAGAACCUGGGCUUGGACACUGUAGGUUUUGGCUACCUACAGACAUUUUUCGGAAUCCUUCAGCUGGUGGGAGGUCCAAUUUUUGGCAGGUUUUCGGAUCAAUAUGGCGCUCGUGCCGCCCUCACCCUCUCCUUCCUGUCCAGCUCCAUCUAUUACCUGAUCCUGGCAUUCACCACCAACAUACCCUUACUGUUCCUGUCUCGCCUGCCGUCUGUCUUCAUGCACGGCCUGCCAGGGGCUCAGAUGAUCGUCACUGACCUGACGACGGCCGAGGAACGAGCCGGCUCUCUGGGAAAACUUGGACUCUGCUUUGGAACAGGGAUGAUCAUUGGGUCUUCACUGGGAGGAUACUUGGCCACCAGAUUUGGGCUGUCCACGCCCUCCUUCAUCGCCCUGGCUGCCAGUCUCGUCUGCUGUGUCAUCGUUUUCAUUUACAUACCGGUACAAACCAAAAAAUCGCAAGGCAAGCCCGCCGCCGAACAAAGUAGACCCAAGUCCACCAGCGUCUUCAGCCUCGGGGAACUGCUCAGGCUCUUGAACUAUCCCGGGGUGCUGCCGGUGUUCAUAGUGAAGGUCGUCUCGGCAUUCCCAAUUGGUGUCUUCAUGCUCAUGUUCCCCAUCAUUUCCGUUGACUUCUUUGGCCUUAAUGCCGCGACAGCCGGAUAUUUAAUGUCCUAUUUUGGGAUUAUGCAGCUGGUUGUCCAGGGAUUUAUGGUUGGACGGUUAACUAGCUGGCUUUCAGACGAGACACUACUGAUACUAUGUAUGGUGGUUUCUAUAGGGGUCGGACUGGGUCUGGUGGUGAUGACGGGGGUUAUCCAUUUCUGCAUCAUCGCCCUUCCGAUGAUUUUCUUCCUCUGCGUCUCCGGAGUCAUCACUGACAGCAUCUUAACCAAAGCCGUCCCUCCAUCUGAAACCGGUGCCAUGCUUGGGAUCUGCGCUUCAAUCCAACCUCUUACACGGACCAUCGGCCCCACCAUUGCAGGAUAUCUAUACAAGCACUAUGGAGUCCCGUCGUUUGGCCUCUUUAACAUUAUAGUUAGUCUGUUAUUAUUAAUGUACCUUGUCAACAACCGGAACAGUCGCAAAGUGGAGAAAGCUAAAUAA
This is a messenger RNA of Nanorana parkeri, 1245 nucleotides long. It is a transcript of the gene SLC67A1, whose product is annotated as solute carrier family 22 member 18. The transcript is spliced from 10 exons. Lineage: Eukaryota; Metazoa; Chordata; Amphibia; Anura; Dicroglossidae. The record is from RefSeq and is a predicted model, not a curated record. Gene Ontology annotation, molecular function: transmembrane transporter activity. Bases 4 to 1245 code for a protein of 413 amino acids. Gene Ontology annotation, biological process: transmembrane transport.